This is a messenger RNA of Gilbertella persicaria, 1150 nucleotides long. Its product is annotated as pyridoxal kinase. The transcript is spliced from 3 exons. The coding region runs from base 374 to 1129 and encodes 251 amino acids. Lineage: Eukaryota; Fungi; Mucoromycota; Mucoromycetes; Mucorales; Choanephoraceae. Gene Ontology annotation, biological process: pyridoxal 5'-phosphate salvage. Gene Ontology annotation, molecular function: pyridoxal kinase activity. The record is from RefSeq and is a predicted model, not a curated record. Gene Ontology annotation, cellular component: cytosol.
CAACUGUCUUGUUUCUAGAUUGAAAUGACACAAAAGCUUUUUUUUUUUCUUUUUCUUUUUUUCUUUAUAAAGAAUGACAGCUUCUGAUGCCAUGGAUCUAGAACCAAACCAUCGAGUACUCAGCAUACAAUCUCAUACUGUAAAUACAUAAUGUGUUGUUUCGAUGAACUCAUACUUUUCUUUUUUUUGAUAGGUCUCUGGCUAUUGUGGCAAUAAAGCAGCUGUAUUUCCUCUUCAAACACUUGGUUUCGAAGUGGACAUUUUGAAUACAGUUCAAUUUUCAAACCAUACAGGCUAUCCUUCUUGGACUGGCAAUCGAUAUAGUGCACAAGAUGUCCAAGACUUGUUGGAUGGUUUAGAAAAGAAUGAACUUAUGGAUGACUAUACCCAUCUCUUGACUGGCUAUAUUGGUAAUUAUGCUAUUCUAGAAAAGAUAGAGCAUUUAGUUCAAAAACUAAAAGCAAAGCAUCCUGAUUUACUCUAUGUAUGCGACACCGUGAUGGGUGACUGUGGUCAACUGUAUGUUUCCUCUGAAAUUGUACCUUUGUAUCGAAGCAUUAUGAAAUGGGCUGAUGUAGUCACGCCCAAUCAGUUUGAAGCUGAGACAUUGACAGAGACCGAUAUCCAUGGUCUAGAAGAUGCAUGCCUUGUAGCUAGUAAACUACAUCAACUAGGAUCUCCUUUUGUGGUCAUCACUUCUCUGUCUUUACCCUUAACAGAUGUGCCUCCAGAAAUCCAAACUGAGUCAAGUACAGAUCAAUCCCUUUACUGUCUAACCAGCCAAGUCUUGUCGAAUGGCACCUUGGAUCAACACUUGAUUUCAUUUCCUACCUAUCAAGGUUAUUUUACAGGUACAGGUGACUUGUUUUCUGCCUUGACAGUUGCACGACUACAAGAAUCGUUAGAUCAAAAGACAUCUUGGAUUGAAGCGAUUGAACGUGUUAUCUGUAGUGUGAAUGCCAUCACCAAAAAGACAUGGCUUUAUCAACAAGCAUUGGCUGUGAAUACAAAGCCAAGUACAGCCAAAUCAGUCCGUCAAUGUGAAUUAAGAUUGAUUCAAGGAAGAAACGAAAUAGAACAUCCCGAGCUGUAUUUAAAUGUGAUGAAGCGUAUGCAUGUCUCAAAAUAAAAUUUCUCUUUUUUUUUUUUU